Lemur catta (Ring-tailed lemur) is the source of this 3773-nucleotide messenger RNA. RefSeq names its product zinc finger and BTB domain containing 7B (gene ZBTB7B). The transcript is spliced from 3 exons. Bases 197 to 1921 code for a protein of 574 amino acids. The record is from RefSeq and is a predicted model, not a curated record. Gene Ontology annotation, biological process: positive regulation of gene expression; regulation of transcription by RNA polymerase II. Gene Ontology annotation, molecular function: DNA-binding transcription factor activity, RNA polymerase II-specific; protein binding; RNA polymerase II cis-regulatory region sequence-specific DNA binding. NCBI's taxonomy places the organism in Eukaryota, Metazoa, Chordata, Mammalia, Primates, Lemuridae.
AGCCCAGCCGCAGGCCAAAGCCUUGGCUUCGUGCAAACUUAGCUCCAAAAAACAGGAAGAGAACCUGAGGCUGGAGUUGGGGGGUGGAGGGGGCUGGAAGGAGAAAGGAGAAAGAAGUAAGGGGGAGGGGUGGCCAGCCAAGGCACCAGGAGAAUUGGGAAGAGCCUCAAGUCUCUCCAUCAUCCCUAGCAGGAAGAUGUCACAGCCUGGUCCUCAUCCUCCCUCACCCCAAGCCGCUGCUCCUAGAGAAGGCUGGCCAGGCCCCUCUCAGGCUCCUGGGCAGAGCCUAGAGGAGAAGAUGGGGAGCCCUGAGGAUGACCUGAUUGGGAUUCCAUUCCCGGACCAUAGCAGUGAGCUCCUGAGCUGCCUCAAUGAGCAGCGUCAGCUGGGCCAUCUAUGCGACCUCACCAUCCGGACCCAGGGCCUUGAAUACCGCACCCACAGGGCUGUGCUGGCUGCCUGCAGCCACUACUUCAAGAAGCUCUUCACUGAGGGUGGUGGUGGGGCUAUCAUGGGAGCUGGAGGUGGCGGGACUGCCACUGGGGGAGCAGGGGCUGGUGUGUGUGAGCUGGAUUUUGUAGGGCCCGAGGCACUGGGUGCCCUGCUCGAAUUUGCCUAUACAGCCACGCUGACCACCAGCAGCGCCAACAUGCCGGCUGUGCUCCAGGCUGCCCGGCUGCUGGAGAUCCCAUGUGUCAUCGCUGCUUGCAUGGAGAUUCUGCAGGGUAGUGGGCUGGAAGCUCCCAGCCCGGACGAGGAUGACUGCGAGCGAGCGCGCCAGUACCUCGAGGCCUUUGCCACAGCCACGGCCUCUGGAGUUCCCAAUGGUGAAGACAGCCCUCCACAGGUGCCCCUUCCGCCACCGCCACCACCACCACCACCUCGGCCUGUUGCCCGACGUAGCCGCAAGCCCCGAAAAGCUUUUCUGCAAACCAAGGGGGCCCGAGCAAACCACCUAGUACCUGAGGUGCCCACAGUGCCUGCCCAUCCUUUGACCUAUGAGGAGGAGGAGGUAGCAGGCAGAGUGGGCAGCAGUGGGGGCAGUGGGCUGGGGGACAGCUACAGCCCUCCUACAGGGACCGCCUCACCUCCUGAGGGGCCCCUAAACUACGAUGCCUAUGAGGGUGAGGAAGAAGAAGAGGAGCUGGUCUAUCCCCCGGCCUAUGGGCUGGCACAGGGCACCGGGCCCCCCCUGUCCCCAGAGGAGCUGGGCUCAGAUGAAGAUGCCAUUGAUCCUGACCUGAUGGCCUACCUAAGCUCCCUGCACCAGGACGCCCUGACACCAGGCCUGGACGGCCAAGACAAACUGGUGCGCAAACGGCGUUCCCAGAUGCCUCAGGAGUGCCCCGUCUGCCACAAGAUCAUCCACGGGGCGGGCAAACUGCCGCGCCACAUGAGGACCCAUACCGGCGAGAAGCCCUUUGCCUGUGAGGUCUGCGGCGUUCGCUUCACCCGGAACGACAAGCUAAAGAUCCACAUGCGGAAGCACACAGGAGAGCGCCCCUACUCGUGCCCGCACUGCCCAGCCCGCUUCCUGCACAGCUAUGACCUCAAGAACCACAUGCACCUGCACACGGGGGACCGGCCCUAUGAGUGCCACCUGUGCCACAAGGCUUUCGCCAAGGAGGACCACCUGCAGCGCCACCUCAAGGGCCAGAACUGCCUGGAGGUGCGCACCCGACGGCGCCGCAAGGACGAUGCGCCUCCCCACUACCCACCACCUUCCACCGCCACCCCAUCCCCUGCUGGCCUCGACCUCUCCAAUGGCCACCUGGACACCUUCCGCCUCUCUCUGGCUCGUUUCUGGGAGCAGUCAGCCCCCACUGGGCCCCCAGUCUCUACCCCAGGGCCUCCUGAUGAUGAGGAGGAGGAGGGGACACCCACCACACCCCAGGCUGAAGGUGCCAUGGAGUCCUCUUAAAGAGGGACAAAUGGCCAGGCUGGAGCAGCACAAGGCCGGGGACACCCAUGCCAAGCAGUGGGACAGAUAGAGCUGGGGUCGGGGCAUUGAGCCUUGCUGGCAUCAGAAUCAGCCCCUUCCCCCCCAGAGCCUCAUUCCAAUUGCAAGCUGAGAAGGUUUUGGGGCAGAGGUUCCCCAAAUUGGGGUGAUCCCCCAAGGAGUGAUACAUGUGAUAUGAUGUAUAUACUUACAGCUGUAUUGUAAAUGUGGGGUCCCCGUCCCCAGCUGCUCCUGGGGAGUAGAAGCAAUAAUGUAUUUCUGAUUUGUGGGGUCCCACUUCGGCUAUGCGGGUUUCUAAGGGGUGGGGGCUUGGGACCAAAGCCUUGCCCCGCCCCCAUGCCUCUUGGGGGUUUUGGCUGUGUAAGGGGGUGAAGGACUGCCCCUCCCUUCCGAGACCCCUCCUUCCUGGUUUCUGUUCCCUUUUCCUGGCAGUGAAUUAUGCAAAGGGGGCGGCAAAGGAAGGGUAGGUGGGGGAAAGCAAGGUGGAAGCUUGAAAGACUGGGGGACUGGGCCUGUAAGGAAGGAGCCAUCCCAGUCCCCCUCCGCCCCGCUCCCAGCGCUGAGUCAUGGGGUCCUGGAGGAGAAGGGGGCGGGGUGGCCUGAUUGGCUCGCCCGCCCCUGGGGGCAGCGGGAGGGGCCCCGCCCUGCUAGGGGAGCCGCUCCGCUCCACUCCUCUCCCCUCCCUUUCCCUCCCCUCCCGCGGCCCUGGGCAGGGAAUGUCUUGUUCCCGCCGCUCCCUCCCCGAGGCCAGAGGGCAGGGCGGGCCGGGCGGCGUCCUACCCUCUUCUCCUCCUCCCCACCUCCUCCCCGCCCAGGUGCGAGCCAGAGCCGCCGCCACCGCUGCCGCCCCUGACUCACGCCGCCCCCGGGCUGGCGCUGGGCACGGUGUGGGACAGAGUGAGGGGUUGGGGGAGCCUUGCGGAGAGCGGGCGAGCCGGCGCCAUCUGGCGGCCAUGCCCUGCGCGGGCGAGCGCCCCCGGCGGCCGCUUGGAGCGAGCUGUCUUCGCGCCCUCAGCCACCCGGCUGGUGAGCGGGCGCCCCCUUGCCAAGGCAGUGGGCAAGUAACCUCUCGCUCGGCCGCUGGGAAAGUGGGCCGCGGCCCUGUGGGAAAGAGGUCCUUUCCCGGCUCCUUGCCAGCGGGCUUCCUGUUGGGUAGGGGAGAAUGACCCCCUCACUCUUAGGAUUGAAUCCACCCCCAUUCUGUACAUAAGCCUCUCUGUUGGUCUUGUUGAAAUCUAGUUUCAGAUUUUUAACUACCCAAUUCUGCUUGGGGUGGGGGGUGUCUCCCCCCCUUCAUCGCUGGGUGCUGGACCCCCGUUGUGGCCUGGGCUCUGCCUUGCACUAUUUCCCCUCCCUGGCCUGACGGCCCCUCGCCCUCCUUAAAAGGGGCAGGUUCAGGGGCCCGGUGCUCUUCUUCCCUCCCAUGCACCUCCAUGCCCAUUUGCACAGCUGCCCAGGUACCCCCAAUAGUGGGGAGGGGUCACAGGGAGGGGGUAGCGGGACCAGUCCCUGUAUCUAUUUAAAAAGUGAUGAUGUAAUAUAUUGGGGUGGGGGGGGAGGUCAGGUUGCCCUGGGCCUCAUCUUAGCAUUUCAGGUGAUGGAGGGAGCCCAGGGCUAGGGAGACCUGGGGCCUAGCCCCAGAGAGUGGGGACAAUGUGGCUUCCCCUCUCCCUACUUGUGGCUUUCCCAGUCAGUGCCUUAGUGGGGGAGGCAUUCCCCCCUCUCCUGUUCCCUUCCCUUACCCCUGCCCCCCCACCUCGGGUGUAAACAACAGGAAGAAAUAAUAAUAAUUUAAGAUUCACACUUGUGUCCA